Molecule: messenger RNA, 2483 nt
Organism: Girardinichthys multiradiatus
Lineage: Eukaryota; Metazoa; Chordata; Actinopteri; Cyprinodontiformes; Goodeidae
Gene: dhh
Product: desert hedgehog signaling molecule
Exons: 3
Coding region: 678-2021 (447 amino acids)
Biological process (GO): multicellular organism development; protein autoprocessing; regulation of gene expression
Molecular function (GO): patched binding; calcium ion binding
Source: RefSeq, a predicted model, not a curated record
UGCUGUGCGCGCAGAGGAAGGGAGGGCAAUCUUGUCCGGAUGCUAAUAAGACCCAAUGGCUGGUGCAAGGUGGCCAGGAGCGCUGAGACACGACCGAAGAGGGUGGACGAAGGAGAGAGAUCUUAAAAGAAGCGAAGCAAAAAGAGAAUGACAGCGCCAGAGGAGGGUUUUAUAGUCAGGGAAAGCGCCGGACUUUAGGUUUGUGCCUCCUCAAGGGAAGCUGGAGAGGAGAGAGAAGCGGUAAGUGAGCAGAGACCCUUCAAAACACCUGCGUCAAGACAGGUACCUGUGGAGGAAUCGAGGAGAUAACAGGAGAGCUUCUGCUGAGAAGCUUCUUCAGAGACCUCAUGCGGUCUUACUUUAAAUAACUGAUGCCACACUUUAGAAAUACUUCAACCAUUCAGAACACUGGGACCGUUCUUGUCAUAGAAGCAGUAUCCACUUUGUAGAUUAAAAUUCACUAGAUCUAUUUAUUUAACCAAAAAAAAAAAAAAAAAAAAAAAAGCAACAACAAAAAAAGCAAUCUAAAUACCUCAGAUUUGUUAGUUUGGUAUUUUGAAAUAUCACCACCAGUAAUCCAUGAUUUGGUAUGGACCAAGAUCUGAUCCUCAUUCAGUUGCUGUCACACACCUGGAACUGGGCUGUCACCCUGAGCCUCUGAGCUCCAACCCUCCCCAAUGAAGCAGUUCUGGUGGGCCCGUCUGGCACCACUUGGCCUGCUAGCUGCUUGUACCUGCCUAGGUGUGGUUCAGGGAUGCGGACCGGGUCCUGGGUAUGGCAUGCGUUCCAGGCCCAGGAAGCUCACACCUAUGCGCUACAAGCAGUUCUUCCCCAACUUCUCGGAGAACACCCUUGGGGCCAGUGGCAGGGCUGAGGGCAAGAUCUCACGCAACUCUGAGCGCUUCAAUCAGCUGGUGUGCAACUACAACCCAGACAUUGUCUUCAAGGAUGAGGAGAACACCAGCGCAGACCGGGUCAUGACUAAGCGAUGUAAGGACUGUUUGAACAGGUUGGCCAUUGCUGUGAUGAACCAGUGGCCAGGGGUACACUUGCGUGUGACGGAGGCCUGGGAUGAAGAUGGUCACCACCCUCCUGGCUCUCUGCAUUAUGAAGGCCGGGCCGUGGAUAUAACCACAGAUGACAGAGAAACAAAGAAGUACGGUAUCCUGGCUCAGCUGGCUGUGGAAGCGGGCUUCGAUUGGGUCCAUUAUGAGUCUAGAUAUCACAUCCACUGUUCGGUAAAAGCUGAUAAGUCUGAGGCCGUGGAGAGAGGUGGCUGUUUCCCAGGCUGGGCCCGGGUGACCGUUGCUGGAGGGAGGCAGAAGACUCUGUCAUCACUGGCCCCUGGCGACAGGGUCCUGGCUCUGUCUGUGACAGGCCAGGUCGUGUACAGCCAAGUCCUCCUGUUUCUGCACCUGGACCAGGAAAGCCGGUCUAUCUUUCUGUCUCUGGAGACAGAUGGUGGCCACCGACUGGUUCUGACUCCACAUCAUUUAAUGUUUUUAGACCCUGACUGUGGACGUAGUGAGUAUCAGGCUCAGUUUGCGAGCAGAGCCAAAGUCGGGGACUGCGUCCUCAUCAGCACGGUGGGGGGUCAAACAGAAACAUCCCGAAUUAUGUCUGUUUCUUUCACUGAGAGUGUGGGAGUGUUUGCGCCUCUGACUGAAGCUGGAACUUUGUUUGUUGAUGGGGUGCUGGUGUCCAGCUACGCGCUGCUGGAGGACCACAAACUUGCACACUGGGCAUUUGGACCUUUGCGACUUCUCCAUUCACUGGAGCAGUUAUUUUGGGGGGAAACUGCAAAAGAAGGGAAAAAAGCUUGCACUAAGACUGAAACACAGUUUGGCACUUUGACAUCUAUAGACAAAGCAAAUUCACACAAACAAGACAAUCUCAGUGAACCUCUCACAGUGAAAGAUCAAGAGCAGUGCUUCUUGAAGAUAUCACAUGUACACUGGUAUGCUAGAUUACUCUACAGAUUUUCAUGUAUCUUUUUAGACUCCAACAUUUUCCAUCCUUAAAAGUUAAAACCUAAAGACAUAUACUGCUGGCCAGGGUUAGGGGUUACCUCAAGAAAACCUGUCGUUUCCUCUCUUCGAGUAAAAACAAAUGAGACGCUGGCAUUGCUGGUUGGCUUUUUAUACUAUUGUUUGUAUGCUAAUCUACUGUCAGUGCAUUACAUUAGCAAUCUGUGAGAUAUGUCAAAUAAUACUAUUGUUGGUCAGAGAUGGUUAAUAUCAAAUAUUACUGUAUAUCAGCUAGUACCUGUACAACUGUUCUUUCUUUUUCCAGUAAAAAAAAUAAGUUAAAAUCUAAUAAGAUAGGAAUGAAUACCCUAUAAAACAGAAUCUUUAUUUUUGUACUUCGUGAAUCAUAAUAUAUAGAGGUUGCAUUUUAUUAUUGUAAUAAUAAUUCCACAACUUGUAUUGUAAGCACUGACUUGAUAUCAUAUCUCCAAACAAAUAAAAAUGUAAUUCAAUUAA